Messenger RNA from Paramuricea clavata, 11887 nucleotides. Lineage: Eukaryota; Metazoa; Cnidaria; Anthozoa; Malacalcyonacea; Plexauridae. The record is from the annotation of a GenBank genome assembly.
UUAUGUAUUCUUUAUGUAUUUGGGGGUGGUUUUAGUUUUAUAUAAUGAUAUAAAAACAUCAUGAGAGUAAUGGCAAAGCGGGAUCAUAUAAACAGCCCCUUAUUCAGCCAAUUGUGCAUGCUGCCUUUGAUCCCUUGGGGGUGAGGCAGCACUUUCCUUGCGAUAGUAACUUCUAGUUUAAUAAUAUAGACAUUUCAAAAUUCAAAUGUUUCAAUUCAAUCAAAACACGAAACGCCUGCGAACAGGCUAUGAUGUUUACAAUAUCCAAUCAGAACACGUAGUCUAUCGAACCUAUAGUCAGCAACCAAUCAACUUCUAGGUUCCAAUUUUGAAAGUUAUGUGUGGAAUGUGACCCCAAAAACCCAGCCAAUUUCACCAGAGGGUUAUUCAAAACAGGCGAAAAUAAAUACCCUCUGGUUCCAGGGUACUUCCGGACAAGAAGUCGAUUACCCAAUUAAUAACGGAUGGAUUUAUAUCCAAUUUGCGCAUCUUUGUGAUUAAUAUCUUAUAGACAGUUUAAUCCGAUCGAAAGCCUUGCUGAAGUCAAUCUCGUACCCAGAGCCAACGAUGGCUCUGGGUACGAGAUUGUGCUGAAGUCAAGUAGGAAUAAACGCAUAGGGAGUGGUGUAAGCUAAUUAAGCAUAGGGAGUGGUGUAAGCUAAUUAAGGCAUCAACUGGGGAAGAACCGUGAAUUGCUCCAAAUUUUUGGAUCGAGUUGCUGGAUUGAAUAUCUUACUCUGAUAUUUUCUUUGGGGGGAGGGGAGGGGGGUAAGCCCCUGCAAAUUUAAAUAUCUAUAUUUUUAAAAUAUUUAAAUUUUGAUACCAGACUUCCUCUGCAGACUUCAAUGCGCGGUUAAAUUCAAGAUGGCGGCCAAUUCGUAUUAAAAAAUAGGCAAAUAGCAUUGUUGACGAUUUAUUUUAGACGUUGAAUGAAAGGGACUCGUGUAGUGUGAUACUUUAAAGUAACUUUUAGACAGUGAGGAAAACAGUGGUUAUAGUGAUGGAAGAACUGGAGCAGUUGGAAAGGCUCUCUCUUGUCUCAAAAAUUUGCACUGAGUUGGAAAAUCAUCUGGGCAUCAAUGAUAAGGACCUUGGUAGGUGAUAAUUUAAAUCGAGUACCUAUUCAAUCAAUAAAAUUUAGGUAUUUUGUUAUUUUAACACCAUAAAAUGUGUUGCUUUAUGGCUCAGUAUAUACUUUUAUAUGGACAAACCGUAUAGUCAGAAGCCUCGUACAGACGGGCAAUAUUUUGUUGAUAAAUUUUCCUUGCCAAGUUUUAUUUGCUCACGUGUACAGCAAAUAAUUGACAGUUUUCUUUGCCAAAGAGUCUUGUUCAUGUCAGCACAUGCUAGUCAUACUAGCUUUUGUACAAGGAAAAUUUGUGUUUACGGCCAUGGGCCACCAAGGAAUUAUUUGAGUAUACAAGAAAUACUUCUAAUAUUUUGGCAAACAAAAAUUGGCCUUGAUGUGAGAUAAAUGUUUAACAACACAAGCAACAAAACUUGGCAAGGAAAAUUUGUUGACCAUACACACAAAAACCAGGGGUGUAGCUAGUGGGGGGGUGUAACAGCCCCCAUUCACAGCAAAUGUCUGCUAGACACAGCAAAUGUCUGCUAGACAUGGCACGGCAAAUGUCUGCUAGACACGGCAAAUUGUUUUCAUAGUCAGCGAAAAUAUUUGAGUGGCUCGGAAGGCCUAAAAAAAUACCUGUGGUUCCAGUUUCAUAUCACAGGUAUUUCUUUUAGGCCUAAUAGUUAUAGCAAAAAUUUUGCUAAAUUUACGAAAAUUGGGGAAAAAGUUAACAAAUUACGAUAUGUCUGGGAAAAAUUUUCAUAAGUCCGGAAAAAUUACGAUGUGUCCGGAAAAUUGUUGUAUGUGUGAAAAAAAUUUUUGGGAAAAAAUAUUAAUUAGUGACUGAACUGUUGUUGGCAAAUGCGAUACUACACCCUCCUCUUCUUAAUCCUCUUUGCUACAGCCCUGACAGAAAGUAAAUAAUAAAUUUGUCAAGGAAAACGUGCUUGUCUGUACUGGGCUUCAAUAAGCGAUUCUGACCAAACUUGGGUAAGAAAAGAAUGGUUGUUCAAGAUAGUUUUGCGUCAAUACAUUUACCAUUUAUGGACCUGGAGCGUGGGGGUUCAGCGAAAUUAUUACCCAAAAUAUAAUUGCCGGCCAUCUUUGCAUGAUCGUUGUCAGCAUGGUUUAUGCAAAUCAUGUCACCCGGCCAGUGACACGAUCAAACUAAUUGCCAUGUGAUAUAAUUCAAGUCACUUAUGUCAAAUACGAUGACAUAAGGUGCAAUUCCAUCAAUGAUAAAUUUUAUGCUCACCUAGCACAAACUUAGCUUUCUGAUUGGUAUAAUUUAAGGUAUAAUAUUAUUUAUAAUAUACACAGCUGCCUGCAAAUUUUCCGCCGCUUGUAAACACGGAAAUUUUUCUUAUCCUUCGGGCUUUUGACAUUGGUCAUCGGACAUUGUCACUUUGCCAAAUUUUACAUUUUGUCCGGUCACAGGCCUGCAAAUUAGUGCCGGUCAUCGGACAUUGUCCUGCCAAAUUUUACAUUUUGUCCGGUCAAAGCUUUGUAUGACUGGACAUGUGACUGACAGAUUUAGGCUCAUGGUCAAAUCUCCUAUCUAAAAAAAUGGUUUAUUUAGCACAUUUUUUAUUAAUGAAACCAAGAAAGAAAGCAAUAUAGACAGCACUUCUCCAAGUUCUCCACUAUUUCUUGCUGCAUUAAGAUCUAAUUAUAAUUAAAAUCUAAAGUUAUAUGUAUAACCUGAACUAUAAUUUAUACUCAUGAUGCAUUAGAACUAGUAGAUAUAUGCUCAGUUUUAGAUGCAUUGCACUGCGGACUAACAUGACCAGGCAAAAAACAUGCUAAUUUUAAAAAAUAUGAAAAAAUUUUACUUUGUUGUCCGAGAAAAAUUUAUAAAUGUCCGACCAAUGUUUGAAUUGGCCAGACAUUUGUCCUUGCAGGCCUGAAAUACCAUUUAUCAUUUGUAUAGAUGCAAACAGUAGGAUCAUGCGUCGAUGUUACUGUGAACUACUUUUUAGUACUUGCAUUAUGCUUAGCUGGAUUUAGGCAAGGCAUGAGAAAGUCCAGCAGCAUGCUGCCAGGAAAUUUUCUUAAUUUCACAGGAAAUUUUUCAGGAAAAGCAAGAUAUCAAGAAUGAAGCUCGAGAAUUUCAAAAAUCAGCAUUAAAUUAACAAACAUCACAAUUAGAGCAUAAAUACAACAAUCAUAACAUAAAAAAUUGUAUCAUGUGGCAGUGCUACGACUGUCUGUUAUCAUGAUUCAUGUUUAUGAUACAUGUGAUGUGGAAAACAAGGUGUACUACUAUUAUUGAAUAGUGCAUGCAUACUGAUAUAAAUUCAGAUUUACAAUCUGAAAAAAGAAUUCAUAAUAUAUUGUUUCAUAGAAUUCCUUCAUGUUCCUAAUUCUAGUAAACCUAUAUUUUUCUUAAUAUUGAGGUAGUAUACUAGUAUAUGACUUAUUAAGGUAGUAUAUACGACACUGUUAUUGAAUUACAACCAAAAUUCAUAUUUAUAAAAAAAAAAUUAGCAGGAAAUUUUAGGUCUGGGAAGCCUGCUGCCAGGAAGAAAAAUAUUUUAUCAAUGCUUGGAUUUAGGUAUAGCAAAUAUGAUCGGGUCUGCUUGCUGCUUGCUUCUCAACUACAAUUGACCAAGACUUCAUGCAAUACUGAAAUAAAACUUGACCAAAAUCUCCUGAAAAUACAUACUGUACGCCCGAUAUAUAUGUGUGAUAUUAGGUUUUAAGGUCCAGACACACCGGGCACGAUUCGACAACGCGACGCGAUUUCAGUUUUUGAGAGCAAAUUUUGAAUGAUACUGUAUGUAGACCAAAUAACUCCAAAUGUUAUAGCGCUUCUAAAUAUUUGGAAAAUUUAAACUAGGAUCAAAGUUAUCGGUCAGUGAAAAUCGAAAAAUCGCGUCACGUUGUCGAAUUGCAUCCGGUGUGUCUGGACCUUUACUGUAUUUUAUUCCAGCUUUGAAAGUUCCAUCAGCCUGCGCAGAUAUGCAGGGUGUUCGCUACAGUCAAAAAUUCAACGCGGUUUUCCCAAUUACCUUGAGGUCGCAAUUUCCCAAUUUGGGUCAGCCAAAAAUAGUUAUAGAAAUUCAAUGUUGUUAAUACGCCAUUAAAAACAUGUUUAUAACUACAUUUGCUCAAAAUUACUCCCAAAAUGCGGGAAAUGCCAUUUCAAAGACACAAAAAUUUUAAAAAUCGAGAGGGCAACCGCGUGCCCCCAGACCCACAAAGAAAUGCCCGGCUUCAGGUUAAAAUAAAUUUCCCAAUUUCAGGUGAACGCGGAUUUCUUUUUACUUCUGGCUAACACCCUGAUAUAUAUCAGGCCAAUUGAAAACAAAUAUAAAACAUUUUUUCCGUAUUGAUAUACAGUUAUAUCAACACCCGUGGAAAUUGGGAAAACUCGAAAUUGUAUGAAAACACGGAAGAGAUUAUUUCGCUGGCCUCAGAGUCAGAGUGACAAAACGUAACAAAGCAACGGGUUUACUAACACUAACCCUACUCCAAACAACAGCGCCCUGCCUAACCCUACUCCAAAUUUGUUUCUAAACCAAUCUUGAAGAAAAAAGAUUUGACGAAAUGUCAUUCUGAGGUCGGCGAAAUAAUUGAUGCCUGAAAACACUCCGCCCUUCGGGCGUCGUGUUUCCACACAAUUUCUCGUUUUCCCAAUUUCCACUUUCCCAAUUUCCACAUUCCCAAUUUCAACCGUAUAUCAACACGGAAAAUGUUUUAUAUUUGUUAAUAAGUACACACGUAUUGUUGGGUGCAGACCUUAAUGAUUGGCAGACAUAGCUGACAUACAUGUAUGCAAACGAAAAUGCCCUAAAUAUUAACAUAUAUGGUGUGUUCCAUUCAUGUUUUAAAAGUUUAAAAGUACACUGAAGCCUGAAGGCAUGUCUUAUUUUUUACCAUUAGUUGAGGGUCGUCCACACCAAUGUUUUCGGAGUUUUGACUGGCCACAAUAGCAAUUGGAAAACGAUUUUUUAGUAUUUUCGAUACUUAUUUAUUCAUUGUAUUAUGCAAAAUCUUACAAUAAAACCAGGAACAUUUUUGCAGAGGAAGAGAGAAAUUCAUCGACUUCAUUCUAUUACUUGCUGAUAAUAGAGCUUCUAAUGACUUUCCGAUUUCUGACCAGGAUAAAUUUAAAACAACCUAAGACAUAGUGUAGAGCAUUAUGUUUUUUUUGCUUUUUUGCGAGACAAGUAAUUCAUCUGAAAUUAGAAUUGAAACAACCUUUUUAAAAACCUUUGUUUUCACCUGGCCACACCAAUACGCCUCAAUUUUCAAAAGUCUCAAUUUUCAAAGCCUUUUUUGAAAAGCUCUGAUUUCAUUGAUGAAGAUAUCUGUUUCCCAUCGUAUUGUUGUCAACGGUCGGUGAAAAUGCAUAAAAUGUAUGUAUGUGUUUUGAAUUGAAAAAGGAUUUGUGUGGAAGGUCCUGAGACAUAAAUAUGUUGUGAUUAUUUAGCUGAGUUCAUUAUCAUGCUUGGAGAAACCAACGAAACACUGGGAAAGUUUAAAGCAGCACUCAAACAAAAUGGAGCAGAAUUUCCUGUAAGUGCGUUUUUAUUGUAAGUGAAGAAUUGAAAUGUUGCUUAAACAAUAACCCUAUAUAACAGCCAUACAGUAUGGACGAAAAAUAAUGGAUUCCUUUGAAAAAAUAAUGGAAAAUUUGACCAUCCGCUUCUAUAACUGAAUUAAACAGUCCACAGUUUGACGUUUGGACAUUUUUUGAGUCGGGAAACAUCAAGUGGUAACAAGGAUUUUUGAUCAUGUGACCCUGAUACCCUUUAAUAAACAAAUUAGCUUAGUUUACACAGUAUAACUAAGCCAAAAAGGGUCAGAGACACAAUAUGUUAAUUGGCGACCAAGUUAAGCCCCAUUACCCAUUGACAAACAAUAUAGAUUUAAUAUAUCAUAUAUAAUUUAAGUACAAUGUUUUAUGGAUUAUCUUCUAGGAUUCAUUUUCCGCCAAUCUCCUGCGUCUUAUCCAACAAAUGAAACCAACAUCAGCAGCAAAAUCUGAGAACAAUGGUGAGUCAUUCUGUCAUUGCGUGAUACAUGUACAUUAAUGCGAAAUUUCCGUGCAUGAAAUGACUUUGAUCUAGACUAUAAUGGCCAUGAAGUGGCCACAAUACGUACCCUGUGGAAACGGAGAUGACAGCAAAUUUAUGAAAUCAUACGUUAUGUACGACCUCCGUAUAAUUAGGUCAUCAAUAUCACAAUAAAGGGCUCUAAAUCAGAUACAUGUAUCUAGUAAAGUACAUUCUGAAAGGGUCUAUUGUGUUAGCCAGCAGGAUUAAAAGAUCAACUAUAUGAUAUUAAUAUUGUAAUGGAUGUAUUUAUACCAUACUUUAAAAUCAAAAUACAUAUUCAGUUCAUAUUCAAGGAGUUUGAUAAUUUUAUGUACAUUAAUUAUGCUAUCAUGGUUAUUGAAUAAUUAUAGUAGACGAUGAUGAUGCCGAAGUUGAUGAAGAGUUGUCAAAGAAGAGAGAAAAGUUUCGUGGUCUUUGUUUGCCUGACGAAGAAGCACAAUUAGUAAGUUUACAAUACUGUAGUGCUGUUACUGUUAUAGUAGAAUGUCACACAGAUGCGGCAUUGAAUAAAUCUUAACAUGUCCAAUGUGGUUAAUGUCUAAGAAGGUGGUAUACUGGUAUGUUAAAGUUCUUAGUUGACGGCCAAUAGAUCGAGUGCUAGUGGUAGCAGAGAAAUAAAAAAACCACUGUCGCGUUUGUCAUUUGAUCGCAUCGACAAUACUACCUCCUCGUAUUUUUUUUCAAUGGGAAAGAAAGUUAUCACGUUAUGCACGGGCUGUUUUGUUGAUUCGAUUAUUGUGAAGAAUAAUCGAUUGCCAAAAAAGAAUAAUCGAUUGCCAAAAAAGAAUAAUCGAUUGCCAAAAAAGAAUAAUAGAUUGCCAAAAAAGAAUAAUCGAUUGCCAAAAAAGAAUAAUAGAUUGCCAAAAAAGAAUAAUCGAUCGCCAAAAAAGAAUAAUCGAUUGCCAAAAAAAGAAUAAUCGAUUGCCAAAAAAAAAAUAAUAGAUUUCCUUAAAAGAAUAAUCGAUUGCCAAAAAAGAAUAAUAGAUUGCUAAAAAAGAAUAAUCGACUGCUAAAAAAGAAUAAUCGAUUGCCCAAAAAGAAUAAUCGAUUGCCAAAAAAGAAUAAUCCACUGCCAAAAAAGGAAGCAGCUCUAUACUGUUCAUGUAUGUCAUUUGUCCAUGCCAUUUAUAAUUCAAAUUUUCAAGUGUAGUAUUUCCCCAUAAUUAAUCUGACAAUCUUUUUUAUUUUCUUGGAGGAGGAAGAAGAGAAAGCGGAAGAUAAAGAUGAAGCGGUUGUUACGCAAGCAAUGGGAGAGGUACGCAUCUUAGUUUAUUCUGGUGUGGUUUUGAACAGGGUGCGAUAAUCCACGAUUUUUAGUCGUAUCUGACUGGUACGCCAAUGAUUAUUGCCGCGUUCUUGCGCUAGAAUAAACUCAAUACUCAAUGUGUACUUAGUCUUUAUACAAAAAGUAAAUAAAGAACAAGUUUCCGAAAAGUAUAUUCAAACUACUAUACAAUCGACCUCAACAUGCCUUAGUGCUGUCAGUCCAAUCACGUUUCAUGCCAAGACAUGUCAGACUUACACAUAUUAAGGUGAUAUUGUGACAAAAGUUAAGUACGCAGAUAGCAAGAGUACCGCGUACCUACGUGGUACGUGGCUGGAAAUAAAGAAGAACCAGACCGUAAUAUUGGCGUACCUCCGGUAUGCAAGUACUCGAAUUAUCGCACCCUGGAUAUGAAGGUAGAAUGUCAAGCUCCAAAGACAACUGUUGCAAUCAACUGUGAAAUGUUUAUAUUAUAGCUGGAAGCACUGAUGGCUAAAGCAAAAGAAGAUGAAAGCAAAUCAAAAAGGUACAGUGUAUAUUUACAAUCUCGAAUGCUCGAUCCCAAUACAGGUAGCGAAGAAUACAAACUGCGAACAUGUGUAGAAUGUAUAUUUUUCAGGUAGUUGCAUCAAUUCAGGGCUCAUCAAACUUAUUUAGUGCCUGCGAGCGAACUUAACUUCGUAAUGGAGACAGUUAGUCCUGGAGACAAACAUUUAUUUCUACAAGGUGUUUGAAAUCAUGUUAUUUAAUUCCUUGACAUCUGUCCAUGCGAAGUCUGCGGAAUAGAGAGCAUGGGGAACUUAAGAUAAAGAGUAAAAAGUUUUAAUUCAAGAGAGUAAUACAUAGUCCUGAUACAGUACAUGCAUUAUUCCAUAAUUCUAUUAUAACGAAGUGUGACAUGCUCGACUUAGGUUUUUACUCUAGAAUACAAAAUUGUAACAUUUGACUCCAAAAGAGAAACCAUACGACGCAGCUCCAUCCAAUCUGCCCAAGACCUUUGAACAAGGAACUCAAUGACUUGCAUGCCAUAUGUUUGUACUGUAGUACUCUACUUACAGUAGGCAGUUAGGUGCAGAACGUCAAUUACAGCACGGAUUACAAUACCUGAUUAACCAGGUGACUGUUUCCCUGUGUACGUGCAGUACAUGAGAAAUAUGUGGAUUAUUUUGCAGUAAGAAAACAGAACGUGAGAGCAGUCGCAGUCCACGUAGACACCGAAGACGAUCUCGGAGUAGAAGUAAAGAACGAAGGAGCAGACGGUAAGAAAAUCUGCCUUGAGUAAAUUAUUGCAAUUCUCGAAGGACAACAUUUCGCCAUUUCAACCUAUAGUGCCUCCACCACAGUUGAUUCAAUCUUGCCACAUACAGUAGGGCCAAUUCAUAUGAGCUGAGUUGUCCGGGAAUCUCAACUAAGUGGAAUGAAUUAUUUCUGUGAUCGCGUAAUUAGUCCUCUAUUAACUAUGGCCCAUCUAAUAUCCCAUCGGUAGGAUCAACUUUCAAAAACAUGCCGCCUUCGUACAGAUGCGGUAUAUCUCACCCCGAAGCGCGAGAUGAACACACAAUCAUGAUUUUUAUCAUCAUUAACAAUGACAUGCGGAUCUCACUCAAAAACGUUAGCCGGUUAGCUGGGCUCAUAUGAACACGCCCUUACAUGACAAAUUCAUGCAUUCGAGGUACGACCUAACGAGUUUGCACGAUAUACUACCGCUAGGGCUGGACCAACGGGUUCUUCGAAAGCCUUUUAAUAACCUGAGUUAACGAAAUGCUUCGAAAGUUCCAAAGACUGUUAAUAAACUUCAAGAUUUUUUUUUCAAGAAAUGAUGUCUGAAUCAAUAAAAAUCUUAUUUACUGCAGUUUUGAAAUAACCAUACAGUACGUGCGAAAUACACAAACCAUAACAGCGAGUUAAAUGUUAAGCCAGGAUUAGCGCUAAUUGAGCGUUGGAAAACUGGCCCCUGUGGGGGAUAGGAACGUCAUACCAUCAGACUAUGGUUACGUAUAUAGAUGCGCGAGGUUUCUAGGCGAAAGGUCAAUGCCUGUGCCUGGCCUGCGUAGCAUGGAUGACAGAGGUUGAGAUCCUAGGUGAAGGCGUUACCUGCAUGUGACUGGAGCUAACUGCAAACCUGCAUGGGUCAGAAGGUCUUGUGCACUGCUUGUACAGUAUAGCAGAAAAUGUUUGUCUUUUCCAGAAUCAUUUUGCAAUAUUUACUGAACAGUAUUAUUUUGCAAUAUUUAAUAGUUGACUUUCUCAGGCCCUUUUUCCCAGGCGGCCCGUCGCAACUCGAAAGCUGUAGCCUAGUAUACGCGGUCCCAAACUCCUCCGGCUGCGAGUACAAAUUAUUUUGUGUUACCUGCAAAAAAGUAAAUAUACAGGCAUGCUGCGUACCUGGCGGUUUUAAGGGGUUGCGGUUUGAAUCCCGCGCCUAAACCCAACCCCUUAAAAUCGCCAGUUACAUGCAUAGACUACCUGGGCCUGGGUAUAUGAGAUGUAAAUAACAUCGGCAUUGUUUGAAUUUACCAAAUUUUUGUUUGAUUUGUAUAUAUUGUGUACUAGAUCGAGAUCUCGAAGUCAUGAAAGAGAUCGGGACAGAAGAAGACGUAGAUCAAGAAGUACGGAGAGAAGAAGAGGAGAUGAUGAUCGAUCUAGCAGGAAAGAAAAGAGAAGUGAAGGAAGAUACGGAGGAUCAUCUCGAGUAGAGAAACCUCUACCUGACAAACCUACUGUUAACCAGGUAACACCGCAGUAUACAUAGUUUUAAUAACGUCAAUUUGAUCAUAGGUUUAAAUUCUCUUAGAAUAUGAGUAAUUUGCUAAGGAUUAUUGUGCAGCACAUGUUGAUCACCAGGCAGUAAUCAAAGUAAGAGAAUAAUGUUAUUUCCAUAUCGUUCUAAUUAAUGUGGCGUUCUUUUAUUUGGAAGCAAUAAACUUCAUACUAUCACUGUCAACAGCUCUGAAGAUGCUACACAGUAGCACUCUCUGUAUAGGAGAUGAAAUUUUAAAAGAUUUUUAGUCGCCCAAGUGGCGGCUACCAUGCAGUCAAUAAACUAAGGUCGCCAAAUUUGAUAUCAAUGUGUUAUAACAUUUGUACAGCACAUACUGGAUAACUUAAGAAAAACAUUUGUUUAAUAUGUUGGGAAAUUUUAUGAAAUGUUUGAAGUUUGAACACCAAGAUAUUUAAAGGCUUUAGAAUUUCUUUAAAAUUUUAAGUUUUUUUUCUCAGUUGCCACGAGGAAAAUGUCAUUGGUCACCAGAUUGGCCACCAGAAAGUUUGCCGUAUUGGCGACCUAGGGCCCUCAUUUCAACCCCUGAACCUGUUUGUGAACCUUGCAUUGAAUAUGGGUUUCUUAAACCUAUUCUGACGGCAAAUAACAGUAAUAGCAGUGUCAUGUUAAAACAGGAUAUCCAGUAAGAGAACUUGCGUCACUGAGGAAAAACACAUACAUGCACUAAACAUAGUGUCACAACGCCCCCACUACUCUAUAGGUAGUACAGGAUCAAAUAACAAAACACUUUAGGACAGGUCGAAAUAUGGGUUGCGACAAACGAGUCUUUUUAAAAUGCAUAUUUCUUAUUUGCAUAUUUCGUAGAUUUACGAUGGAAGAGUUACAGGAAUCAUGCAGUUUGGUUGCUUUGCUCAGCUGGAGGGACUUCGUGGAAGAAAUGAGGGGCUUGUUCACAUCUCAGAGGUACAGAACAAUUAUGGUUGACUAAAGAUUAUAUAUAAUGCCUGCAUGGCUUACAGAGCAUUUUUAAUAGAAAUACUGAAGUGUACCAUUAUAUACACACGCAUAGCCUCAGCAUCAUUCGUUUUGUUUCGUUUGAAUUUAUACAGCCUUAUUAAUGUUCAAAAUUUCUGUAUUCUGCAUCUGGUCAAUUGUUAAGAAUGCUUUUUGUGCUUUUGGGACGUAAUCGAGGUUUUGAUUCUAAGGAAAAGAAUUGACUGCUCUUUUCGCUCACCCCGCGAAGUUUCGUUCAAGAGAAGUAGCCAGGAUUUAAUAAUACUACCAGCGAGUAUAAGCAAAAGUUAUACAGUGGUAAUUUUUAAAUAUUCCCAGUGUGGCGUGUUCAAUAUAAAGACUUGGUGUGAAAACUGGACCAUGUAGCUUAGUUGGUUAGAAUCGGACCGCCGCAGGUCCGAUUCCUACCGGACGGGGGGGGGGGGGAUAAAGGGGUUGGCAACUCCUCCUUGUUAGGUCUAAUAAAUGUAUAUAAAAAUUACGUUAUAAACAACAUAUACUGUAUAAAUCGCUGAGUCAUAUGUAUUGCUGUAUUGCAGGAUGCCCCGAUAUUCCCGUAUUUAAAAUAUGUGAGGUUUUUCAAGUUUCUGCACAGUUGCAGUUAGCGAGGAUUUUCAGUAUAUUAAAUUAAUAAUUUCUUUAGCUUCGUCAAGAAGGCCGGGUAGCUAACGUUGCAGAUGUUGUAAGCCGAGGUCAGAAAGUCAAAGUGAAAGUUUUGUCUAUGACUGGCACGAAAAUUAGCCUGAGUAUGAAGG